UGCAACACAUGAGGCAACUCUUUUGGAAAAUGUUGCCAUGGAGUUUGUGUCUUUUGCCUUUUGGGCAUUGCAGAGAUAUUUGCUCUGUUUAGUAGCCUCAUUUCCAGCUGCAUAAAUGAGCCAUUUUGAAAUAAACCCUCAUGGAAGUGAAGCAGCAAUGUAGACAAACAGAGACACCUAGUGGCCAAAGGCUGUUACUGCAUCCGUGAACAACACAGCCACAGGAAACAUGAAAGUGAAACAAAAACUUAACUGGUGACUGUGUGUGUGUAUAGCAACGGCGUGUUUAUGGUCCCUGGAAAAAAAGGCGCGUUAGCCGCUUUUAGCUGAGAUGUUUUGCUGCCUGGCUUCAUGGCUGCAGCCGGAGAGGAGACUGAUGUCCGGGGAGAAAGCAGGACGGUGGUUGUGUCCGGUGUGGUCGACGUGCUGCCCGCCAGCAGGAUGAUAGACAAGCUGACUAUUCAUUUCCAGAGCCGCCGGAGGAGCCAGGGUGGAGACGUCGAGGUGGUCCGAUAUCCCACCAACAUGGACGGGGUCGCUUUUGUCACUUUUGACCGAGCUAAAGAUGCGGAGAGGGUGGUGCGGAAGGAGCGACACAUCAUGACGGACAAGGAGUUUGAAGAGUCUGAAGGCUACGCUCUCACUGUGUUCCCCUUCACCAGAGAUGUGUUCCUCUAUGUCAGCAGCGCUACGGUCGAUCUCUCCCUGUUCGGCAGGGAACAAGCAACGCUCAUUCAAAGUCUGCAGUCGGCUCACAGGUCGAUACGUUUCCGGCCUUUGCUCCACCAGAGCAAAGCCACCAUUGAAGGGCCUUUAACUGCCGUCCGGGCCCUGAGAGAGGACCUCAUCCGCAGGGCCGGCCGGCUUGGAUCCCCAGUCUCGGCCCAAAAUGCCGCCGUCAAACUAAGAGGGAGUCCUCUUAAUCCGAGGGUAAUAUCUCAUCAGGAGUCUGUCAGCUCUGUAAGCUGCAGCGGUUCUAAAGCUAAGCUGGAGCCAGCGAGCUCAAACAGCUUAUCAAUGCCACUACAGACCACAGGUGAAGUCCAAAGCCUGCUCUCAAAUGCAAAAACUCAUAACGCUUCCUCGAGGCGAAAACCUUUAGAUGAGACUUGGGCUGCAGGGAGUUUUAACAGCACGUAUGGUGAUGAAGAGGCCCAGAGAGCUCGGCUCAGACUCGAGCGAGCGAAGGCCAGCCCCAGACAAGUGCUCGGAGAGGAGAUCAAUGCAGGGAUUAGAUCUUUCUUAUCAGGCCUGGACGCGCUCCCUGCAGAGGAAAUAUCAGCAGUACAGCCACGAGAAGACGAUAUUUCACAAGAACACACGAGACCAGACAGGAUUUCAGCAGCCAAGAUCAGAGAAGAGAGUUAUUUGGGCUCCCGCUACACCGACUAUCUGAAGGAAUCGGAUCAGAGCAGCUCAGCCGUCACUGCUAAGCUCCUCCAGACCAGACGUAAAGAUGUCUCGCGGUCCUCCGAGAGCGGUAGGAAGGGUACAGAAGAGCUGCCUGCAAUCUGUCCAGAGCAUCCAGAGGACACGUGCAUCUUGGUGGACUCGAACAUAUUCAGAUACAUCAAAAGGUUUGACAAGAGGGAGUUGGACAGGUGCUUGAGAGGCCUCGAGUGGUCCGCCGAGUGCUCUGAAGGCAGCGACCUUACACGGGUAUCGUUCAAGACCUCCAAGACAACCUCAAGGAUCCAGCAGGCCUUGGAAGACCUCAAGACCUUGGUGGAGGAUCGGCUGUUCACCUUAAGAGUUCAUCAGAUCGACUUUGAGGAGGGGGAGCAGCCUGAUAAACAGAAACUGAUUCAGAUCUGCAAUGCUGUGAACUUUGCAUACUAUGACGUUUUAUACAUUUUGGAGGACUCUUGCUUAAAAAUUAUCGGACCGUCAGUAUUCUCUCACCUGUUCUAUAACAGAGUGAAGGAAAAAAUCACUAAACUAAAGACAAAUCCAUGAGAGUGUAAUAGUUGGUCCAGAAAAGUAUAAAUGCACUCUUAUGAAUAGCCACAAGGUGGCGCAGUUGAGCUGCAUGUUGCAUUCCCACAGUUUGUGUCUGAAAUCAAGAUCUUAGCUUGUGUUUUUGGUACAAAGUCUCUAAUUUUUCACUCUCCUGACUAAUAAUAAGAACUGUAGAAAUGACUAAUACUCUUUUACAUCUGACUCAGAAAAUCAGUUUGGUGCUUUUAUUAAAUUUAAAAACACCAUCUUAAAAUGCUUUUGCUUGCUCUUUGUUUCCAUGGUGAAGCGUCCCUUUCGUGUACGCACCCAUUAUUAAUCAGGCCUUCAAACAGCAGGUCUUAAUCCAAACGAUGUUCUCACAGCAGUAGAGAUAAGUCUUAAUUAACCUCCUCACAUCUUAAUUACAAAAGAUAGACUUCUAAUUAAAAACAAAAAUGACAGAUGCCAACCUGUCUCACAUAAUCACGUCCUCCUAUUCCCUCGUCCUGACAUUCUUUAAUCAUUAUUGUCAGAACAUAAACCUGCGUCUGAUUUCCCCCGAUUCUGAUUCUUGUGGUGGGUUUUUUCACUAAAGUCUAGUUUAUUGCAUGACAGACUUACAGUAGAGAAUCUACUUCUGGAAGUUUUAUUAGGUAAACACAUUUAAAUACAGAAGGUGAAGGUGGUAAACAUAUAUAUAUAUAUAUAAAAUUGAUUGGAUUAAUGAAGUUAAUGCUUAAAAUGUGCUUUUGGUAAAAAAAAUAAAGAUUUUUUGCCAGUAUGGUCUUAAAUUGGAUUCAUAAUGGUCCUAAAAGUCUUAAAUGUAGCCUUUUGAAACCUGCAGAAACCCUGAAGGAAAUACUUGUCUUUGAGUGAUUGUUUGUGUCUGAUUUUUCCACAAUAAAGGUUCCUUUACCUGGUUCAAUAAAUCUUAAAAUGACAUCUAACUCCUCUCUCAUUCAAAAAUACAGAAUCUAUGAAUACAAAUAUUGUGUCUACUUCCAUUAUCAGUGUGUGUGUGUAACCUGGAGGUUUCACGUCUCCACAUCACUCAUGUGUAAGUUUCA
Messenger RNA from Morone saxatilis (striped sea-bass), 3005 nucleotides. RefSeq lists its product as uncharacterized. Gene Ontology annotation, molecular function: RNA binding. The record is from RefSeq and is a predicted model, not a curated record. Lineage: Eukaryota; Metazoa; Chordata; Actinopteri; Moronidae.